Paramecium pentaurelia is the source of this 598-nucleotide messenger RNA. The record is from the annotation of a GenBank genome assembly. NCBI's taxonomy places the organism in Eukaryota, Ciliophora, Oligohymenophorea, Peniculida, Parameciidae.
AAUGUUCUAAGCAGAAAAAGGAGCUAAUGCAAUUCCUGGAUAUACAGGGUAUGAGAAUGAUUUAAUGUAGAUUUACUCAAACAUAGAAUUUUGAUGCAGAUUUAUUGUAGAUUUAAGGCAAUAGAAAUCAUAUUCCAAGUUAUAUUCAUUAUGUAACUGUAUUUAGAUUAUGCUGGAUUUGUGCCAGGUAUAAAAGCUGAAAAUCUGUUUGGAAAAACUUUUGGGAAAAUCACACUUUUAUCUGGUACAAGAUAAAAUCACUAAGGGUAAUUAAAUUGAGAGAUGAUUGAAUCUAGAUCUAAUUUACCAGCAGAUCUCAGAUAUAGAAGUGAAGUCAAGGAAGCUUAUUGUGAUCAAAAUCAAUAAAGAAAUAAAGAUAAAUUACUCUAUGGAAAACUUGAUUCUGAAACUUCUGUAAUUGAUAUUCAAUCUAUAUUAGAAAGCACUUGCUUAUUCCUUAUCAAAUUUAACUAGUACUUAGAUACCAAAGACAACAAAAGCAAGAGGUAUUUUUAAGUUAUUAUUAUCUAGUCGAUACAAAAGAGAGAGUGAGUAAUAUGAGUUAUUAAGAAGCACUAAAAUAAGCUGGAAAAUGAUU